This is a messenger RNA of Gastrolobium bilobum, 1709 nucleotides long. Its product is annotated as transcription termination factor MTERF2, chloroplastic-like. Lineage: Eukaryota; Viridiplantae; Streptophyta; Magnoliopsida; Fabales; Fabaceae. Gene Ontology annotation, cellular component: chloroplast. The record is from RefSeq and is a predicted model, not a curated record. Bases 88 to 1290 code for a protein of 400 amino acids. The transcript has a single exon. Gene Ontology annotation, biological process: regulation of DNA-templated transcription; chloroplast organization. Gene Ontology annotation, molecular function: double-stranded DNA binding.
AAUUGGCCAAAACGCAGAGUUGCUGUUCUUGGGUUCGAAUUCUGCAGCACUCAACAACGUGCAUCGUGCAUUGAAAUCGGUGAGUAAAUGGUUCCUAAUUUUCUCAUUUCAAGAUUAACUGCUUCAUCAUUCACAUACUCCAAGAGUACUCAAACGCAAUUGGGUUCUCUGCUACAACACAAUGCUUUCCUUUGUUUCUUCAAUUCAUUCACUUCACGCACCUCUUCUGAUACUGAAUCAGAUAGAAACCACCCCAAAGGUGACACCUUUACCACGUGUUACCUCAUAAACACAUGUGGGUUGUCCCCACAAUUGGCUAAGGAGCUCUCCCAAAGGGUGAAUUUGAAAAACCCAGAUGGCCCAAAUGUUGUUCUUGAUCUUCUCAGGAACUAUGGGUUUUCUAAAGCCCAAAUUACAAAACUUGUGGAGAAAUGUCCAUUGGUGCUUGUUUCAAAAGCAGAGACUACACUUUUGCCUAAACUCAAGUUCUUCCAUUCUAUUGGGGUUUCCACCAGAGAAAUGCCAAAGAUCCUGAUUGGUAACUACCACCUCUUGGCGAGUAGCUUGAAGAAAUGCCUUAUUCCACGUUAUGAGAUCAUCAGAAGUGUAGUUCGUGAUGAUCGGGAAGUUGUUAGAGCUUUGAAAAAUUCCCCACUUAAUUUUACAUUUUCUGACAUAAUGAAUGAUUUGAUUCCAAACAUUAAGGUUUUGAGACAAUGUAGUGUGCCACAAGCUUCCAUCUCUCUGCUUAUAGUCAAUUUUCCAAGUGCAGCAUAUGCAAAGCAUUCCAAAUUUGUGGAAGCUGUCAAGACAGUUAAGGAAAUCGGGUGUAAUCCUUUGCAAACAACUUUUGUCAUGGCUGUCCAAGUGAUUUUAAGUAUGAGAAAAGCAACGUGGGAAUCGAGAUUUGAGGUUUAUGAGAGAUGGGGCUGGAACCGUGAAAUCACUCUUGGAGCAUUUAGAAAAUUUCCCAGUUUUAUGAAGUGUUCAGAGGAGACAAUUACCAAAAAAAUGAGUUUCAUAGUGAAGGAUAUGGUUUGGCCAUCAGAAGAUAUUGUCAAAUAUCCUACAGUUCUAUCCUACAGCUUGGAGAAGAGGAUUAUCCCUAGACUCUCAGUGAUUAAAAUCUUGAAAUCAAAAUGUUUGGUUGAGAAUAAUUUGCAUUUAGGCUCCUUUAUGUGCCAAACUGAGGAAAAGUUUCUGAAGAAAUUCGUCAUCAAUUUUCAGGAAGAUGUGCCUCUUUUACCAGAUGUCUACAAAGGUUUGAUUGAUCAUCAGAAUGUAAUAUAGUCUUUGAAGGAUUUUGCAGGCUACUAUCCUAACUUCUUACUAUCUAUUUCUGUGCUAAAUUGAGCUUUGAGUUUCUUCAGCUUUCACUUUCUGUGUCAACAUUUCGACUUUUGAGUUAUAGUUUUCUUGGGUACAGGGACUUUUGGUCAUAUUUUAUAAAGUAACAUGCUGGGAAAGACGGGUAGAUGUCAAUACUAGUUUUUUUCAUACUCUACUUUCCAUUAGGGCUUAGCUUGUUCUCCUCUUUAUUCUUCUUUUUCUUCUUUAUUGUUGGAGUUGAAGUCUGUGGUGUGCAGUGCAGGUUUUGAGUGAUAUGAUGGCUAAUGCUACCUUUCCUGAUAUAAAUAGAUUCUUUUUUUAAAGAAGUUGUGCUGCCUGUAACUUUACAAUAAUUUGGUAAAAAACAGUCUGGUAUUCUU